ACAUGGUCAUGACAUCAUCAGAGGUCCUUUAGCUGGCUAGGAAAUAGCGUCUACCAAACAUGGAAGCCGCCGAGUCUGCAGCACCAGCCGAGGAGUCAAAGGGAUUAUCCGAAGAUGUUGGAGAGCAGCGGGAGAAAGUGGAGGAGAAGGAGCGGGAGAUAAAAGCAGUGGAAGGUCCAGCUGUAGCGCUGACAACAGAAGGACCAGAUUCCCUUAAUGCUAAGAAAGUGAAGUUGGAAGUAAAGGAAAGAAGAGAAAAGAAGCAGAAAGUUGAUGAGGACGAAAUUCAGAAAAUGCAAAUUUUGGUUUCCUCCUUCUCAGAAGAACAGCUAAAUCGCUAUGAGAUGUACCGACGGUCUGCGUUUCCUAAAGCUGCCAUUAAAAGGCUCAUUCAAUCUAUUACUGGCUGCUCUGUCUCCCAGAAUGUUGUCAUUGCCAUGUCUGGCAUAGCCAAGGUUUUUGUUGGAGAGGUUGUAGAAGAAGCUCUGGAUGUGUGUGAAAAGUGGGGAGAAAGCCCUCCUCUGCAGCCUCGGCACAUGAGGGAAGCACUCAGGAGACUGAAAUAUAGGGGGCAGAUCCCAGAUUCCAAGUACAAGAAGAUCAUGUUUAACUAGUAUAAUAAGAUUGUUUUCAACUGGAAUGUGACAUGGAUAAGAAUGUAUGUAGUGAGCAUUGCAACAUAUAGAUGCUGCAGAAGAAAGUGCCCUUCCAUGGGUAUGGUGCAAACUUCUAGUAACUUUUCUUUGUCUUUAUAAAGUGUUGUAAGGAAUAAAUUUCUCUUCAUAGACAGUG
Molecule: messenger RNA, 792 nt
Organism: Hyla sarda
Lineage: Eukaryota; Metazoa; Chordata; Amphibia; Anura; Hylidae
Gene: TAF11
Product: TATA-box binding protein associated factor 11
Exons: 5
Coding region: 60-614 (184 amino acids)
Biological process (GO): RNA polymerase II preinitiation complex assembly; transcription initiation at RNA polymerase II promoter
Cellular component (GO): nucleus; transcription factor TFIID complex
Molecular function (GO): transcription coactivator activity; protein heterodimerization activity
Source: RefSeq, a predicted model, not a curated record